Molecule: messenger RNA, 6185 nt
Organism: Neoarius graeffei (lesser salmon catfish)
Lineage: Eukaryota; Metazoa; Chordata; Actinopteri; Siluriformes; Ariidae
Gene: mindy2
Product: MINDY lysine 48 deubiquitinase 2
Exons: 9
Coding region: 383-2221 (612 amino acids)
Biological process (GO): protein K48-linked deubiquitination
Cellular component (GO): cytosol; cell periphery
Molecular function (GO): cysteine-type carboxypeptidase activity; cysteine-type deubiquitinase activity; K48-linked deubiquitinase activity
Source: RefSeq, a predicted model, not a curated record
ACGCUGACUAGAACGUGUUUAAAAACGCUUAGAGUUAUUGUUCAUCUAAUCUUUAAGCUUUCCAGGCAUUAAAUAACAUUUAUAUAUGAUGUCUGACCGCCGAAACAACACUAAUAUUCGAUAUAAAGCUUGUUUACGAGCCGCUACUUCUCGCCUGAGGUGAGUGAACCGGUCACGUCCGAUUGAUCAUCGUGUAGUGCACAGAAUCUAGUGGACAGGAAAGGACGAGCCAAUCAGGACACGGCCAGAGUGAAUUAUUAGGACCCUCCAAAGCGGUGACGUAAGAGAUAGAGACGUCGUCGUCAUGGCGUCGACGGCGCUGCUGAGACCGGAGCUGGGUUUUUAGUUCAGAAAACAGGGCUGCGGUCGACGAGCCGUCGAGAUGGAGAGACAUGCAGGGCUGCACGGAGACGCCCCGGCAGGAAAGGGCUCGAACGCAGCGCUGCCGGUUAACAGUUUGGGUUCGAGUUGCACAACAAGCGCCACUACUAUUACUACUACUACUACAAGUGCUAAUGCUAACGCUAAUGCUAGUGCUAACGCCGCGUCUCGCGCAGACAGAGCAGAUGUUUGUGAGAUGAUGGACGCAGGCGGAAAGCUCGUCCGGGCUGGAGAUGAACCGGGGAACGGACUGGCUCCCGGGCUGCGUGAAUCUGCUGCCGGAAAUAACGACGCUCCAAACUCGAAGUUAGUAAACAAGGCGCCGAGCAGAGAGGAGCCCUGUGUGGGGACUGCAAGCGCACGGGCGGAUCUGAGAGAUCCGGAGGUCCAGGAGGAGCAGAGCAGGCUGGCGGUGUCGAAGGGCAGCAGUGUGUAUGCUGACAGUACGGCGGCCAAGGCCAAGUCCGAGUCUAAUGAAGGCACCCUGUCUCAGGGGCUGCCCAGCCUGGACUCCCUGGAGUCCUUCUCUAACCUGAACUCCUCCUGUGCCAGCUCUGAGCCUGUCAGCGAAGGUCUGGAGGAUCAGGAGAAGGGACUGGUGGUGGUCCCUCAGGGCCAACAUGGGGCAGAAGGGGGCAAAGCUCAGAGCGGCAGGGAGCGAGGCGGUGCAGGUCAGUCCAUCUACCACAUCAAGUGGAUCAGGUGGAAGGAGGAGAACACGCCUAUCAUCACCCAGAAUGAGAAUGGUCCAUGCCCUCUACUGGCUAUUAUGAAUGUGCUUCUGCUGGCCUGGAAGGUCAAGUUGCCGCCAAUGAUGGAGAUCAUAACAGCAGAGCAGCUGAUGGAGUAUCUGGGAGAUUACAUCCUUGACGCCAAACCAAAAGAGAUCUCUGAGGCUCAACGUUUGAACUACGAGCAGAACAUGAGCGACGCCAUGGCGGUCCUCCACAAGCUACAGACGGGUUUGGACGUGAAUGUGAAGUUCACAGGCGUCCGGGUGUUUGAAUACACUCCGGAGUGCAUCGUCUUCGACCUGCUCGACAUCCCGCUCUACCAUGGCUGGCUGGUUGAGCCCCAGAUGAGUGAUAUAGUGAAGGCGGUGGGGAACUGCAGUUAUAACCAGCUGGUUGAGAAGAUCAUCAGUUAUAAGCAGUCAGAGAACAGUGAGCUGGCUGGAGAAGGCUUCGUGGCGGAGCAAUUCCUUCACAGCACGGCCACGCAGCUGACCUACCACGGCCUGUGUGAGCUCACAUCCACCGUGCAGGAGGGGGAGCUGUGCGUGUUCUUCAGGAACAACCACUUCAGUACCAUGACCAAAUUCAAGGGCCAGCUGUACCUGCUGGUGACCGAUCAGGGCUUUCUGACUGAGGAGAAGGUGGUGUGGGAGAGUUUACAUAACGUGGACGGAGACGGAAACUUCUGUGAUUCAGAGUUCCAUCUGAGACCCUCGGACCCCGAGAGUGUCUACCACGGCCAGCAGGACCAGAUCGACCAGGACUACCUGAUGGCGCUGUCCCUGCAGCAGGAGCAGCAGGUGUCUGAACUGGGCUGGGAGCAGCUCCCUGAGGGUAUCAGUGAUCUGGAGCUAGCGAAGAAGCUGCAGGAGGAGGAAGAUCGCAGGGCAUCGGAGUUCUAUCAGGAGCAGGAGGAGGAGCAGGAGCAGGCUGCCGCAGCUGCACAGGCCCAGGCUCAGGCAGCAGGAGGCGCUGUGGCUGAAGGAGCGGUCGCAGCCCCGGCAGGAGGAGCAGCAGUGUGUCCCAGUCCAGGAAAGCACAGUUCUAGCACGGAGCGCAAAGCCAAGAAAGAGGCCAAGGACAAGGAGAAGUGUGCGAUCCUGUAACGGCGCUGCCGCCUGCUCACGCGCUGUCUGACUGAAACGCAGAAGGCUCGCCGUUACACACUGACUCAGAGCUGCACAAGGACUGAGGAGAGGAGAGGAGAGGAUCGGAUCCGCUGUUCCUAAGCCACUGGUGCCUGAUGCUGUUUGCUCUCUGAGCUCUGAACACACAGCAGAGUGGAUCAGGGGGACGAACUCGCACCGCGUCUCUGAUCGAGCUCGCCCGACCGACCGACCGACCGACCGACCGUCCUUCCUCCAGCCGUACGGUGCACCGCGCUUGUGUGGAGUGACCUCACGCUUCACGAUGGUGGAUUUUAUAGCCAAACGCACCAGAGGGAGAAAUAACGGCACCGAUGAUUGAUUUUUUUUUUUUCCCUUGAUUUCCAUUAUUGCAGUUGUUUAUAAGAUGUUUUAUAAGCUGUUUUAUAGCCGAUAUAUAAAUAUAAAUAUACACACUUCUUCUUAUACGCAGAGAUGCAGUUUCACAGGCAGGAUCUUUACACUGGGACUGAGAGGACACAGCAGUAGCAGGACUACAUAUCACACUGUAACAGUGUCGCACGACGUGCCGUUGAGCUUCUGAGGAUCACGCCAUGCACCAAAACCUCGGGUUCUCGAUCAGGCUGAGUGAGGGCCGGGCGAUACGGCAAAAAUCCUCCUCCUCAUCGUCAUGAUGAUAAAUGUCACAAUAAUGAGUUUUAACAAAGUGCCAGUAAAAAUCAGUGCCACAUUUUAAAGAUUGAUGAAACCCUGAGUUUUAGUUAAUGGUGAAUCUGUUGGUGCUGGUGAUCAGAUGUUUGGUGAUGUAAGUCAUAACGGAGUCUUUAACAAGCAACAAUAAGACGACUUGUUAAUAAGACGCCCUUUAACGGGUCUAAUCGCGUCUUCAGAAAACGAGCCUCGCCUCGCCGCGUCGCCCUCCGUGCAGCCAGUUUGCCAUUGGGGCGUUUAAUCCGCCUUCGUAUUGCGUCUCGCUGAGAACGAAUGUCUCCUGCAGCCACGAGUUGAAAUGUAAGAGGUUCUCAUGAUGGUGUAGAAUCUUUCUCUCUCGUCCGUGCCCCGUGUGUGUUUCAGGCCAUGUGAGAUUGUUUGUUAGAAUCCAGUGUGUGUGCAAUCCAGUCAUGCUCGGCAGCAGUCCUGACUUUUUUUUUUUUCCCCCUGAACUUUAAAGCGCGUUACGUUUCACUAGAAGCACUUCUGUCCUUCAGAGUUGCCACUUUAAUAUACUGCCACUUUUCUGAAUGGCUGCCUCAGGGCUGUUCUGGAUUGUGACGGAUAACUUUAUCCGAUUUAAGAGACGUGGGUUUUGUUUUUUGCUUGUUUAUUUUUCCUUAUUGCUUGUGCCACAGUUUGUGCUGUUUUUAUGCUCCCACUAAUUGUGCUGGGACCGUGCGUGUGUAAAUAUGUGCACCACUCCACAUAUGAUCCGUGUUACUGCCUUUUCCUGACAGACUUUUACUCUCAAGACAUUCCUGCAGGAUAUUUUCACUCACUUUGAGACACACUGAUGUUCAGAUGAGGGACUACAGGAGAGCAUCGGGUUCAAAUCCCAGUCGCGUUUUCAAUGCACCUCUGUCGACGUCCAGUUUAUUUCACUUUCACGACGACUUCGAACGGGUUGUAAUUUUCAUUUCAGACAGCUGAUCGUCACGCUGUGUCCUGAUGUUGCUGAGUGACAGCAGCUGUGAAUUAAGUUAAAUUCAGUCAGUGAGUUUUUAAGCUUCAUGAUAUGAUGAUGGAAUGUAACUGUUGGGUGUCUUGCUAGUGAACUUGGCCAUGUGGGUGUGGUGUUUUUAAUAAGAACUGGAUAACGUGAUUCAAUAAGGAAAUGGUGUUUCCGAGUCGUGAGUGGAGGUCAACAGAGGUGUUCCAAGCACAUUCAAGGAUCCUUCAUCCAUUCAAAGAUGUUCUGUAAAAAUCUUAGUAUCCGGACAUCCAGGGAAGAAUCCGUUUGUGGUUUAUCUGAAUAAAAUAUUUUGAAGUGUAGGUUUUGGGCCUGGCCCAAGCAGCCAACAUGGGGUUUGUUUCAGGUGUGUCUCUCGCAGGUAUAGACACUUUGUCUUAUACAGGCCCUUAGUGGCCAGAUGGUCUGUACAUAAACACAGCUUUCAGCAUUAUUAUUUUUUUAAAUAACUGACAUGCAGUCGUAAAUGUAAGAGGAGAUUGAGACAAUCUGUAGACUUUUUUUUUUUUUUCCAUCAACAGAACCACUCAGGCCUUCAGCAAUGGAACACAUGUGUGAGUGUUUUGCUGUGCUAAAGGAGAAUGAAGUAACGGUGGUCAAACAGGGUUAGAAUUUGGUUUUUACACAGAAUGGGAGGUCAGAACGGGCAUUAAUAGUGUCAUUGAUGUGAAGUGGGCCAUCUGUUAUUUCCCCACUCACACCAACACCGCGUCCGUACCCAAACAGACUCUUUAACACAAAACCGGAAGCACAGCAGUGAGGCUUAAGACACUCGGCCCAGUUUUCUGUGAAGGUGACUUAGGUUUAUACACUAAGCGAGAAAAAAAAACUGAAGUUGUUUUUCAUUUCAACACUAAACAUGAAGCAAGAACAAAGCAUUUGGCAAUAGAGCUGGGCAACAUGGGGGGAAAGGUUAAAUAACUUUUAGCAAGACGUCUAACAAACAGUUCAGAUAAUUAGCUUAAACUCCACAUUGUUUAUUAUUCAUGUCAGAUAAUUGUGCGUCAAGCAGACUGUUUGUUUUGUAACUGGGACUCGGUCAUUUCUCCCCCAGGCUUUCAGUAUCGAUGAGGAUCAUCCUCCAGCUCUAGUCAAUAAUGUUGGCCUAAACUCUAAGACUUUGGUUUUUAUUUGAUAAAUAAAUAAAUGCUGUUUCAUGCACCAGGGGCCUCGUUUAUAAAACUACACAAUGUCAGAUUUUCACCUUUAAACUGAUUGUGAAUAUUUUUCUGUGCUGAAAGCUUCAUGUUGAGACGUCAUGCAGGUGUUUUUUGAAUUUUCUUUUUUGCCAUUGUAAUUGGUUCUGCACUGUUAUCAAUUGAAUGCACUAAUAAGGAGCAAAAUACCUCAUUUUAUACAGAAUCAGAUGCCAGAGUUUUAAUGUAAGUAAACUGAAUCAUGUUAAUGAACAGGACGUGACUAACAGCCUCCAAAAAGACAUACAUAAAGCUGUUGACGGGAGAAAAGCUGAGGCUUCUUCCUUUCCUGAAGGAAGAGAGAAGAAAUAACUUUUUAUAAUCCGAGCAAAGAGCAGCCAAAUGUUCAGCUAUACUGAAGUUUCAUUUUAAUCUAUUGUCUGUGGUUUGAAGCAGAUAUUUACAGGAGUGAGAAGUGUCCAUUACUUCUUACAGAAUGGCUUUAGAUACCAAAAUGUCUCUGCUGAUCAAUAUGUCACCAAGCUAUUCUUUUAAAGGCACAGACUCGGGCCCCUGGUUCUGCACAGUUCAGUAUUUUCCCUGCUGUAACACACCCAGUGAAGAGUGGGCUCAAGUGUGUUAGAGCAAGAGGGGGGGGGAAAAAAAAGGGACUACAGGAACCUGUGAUUUAAGGCUAUGCUUUAAUACACACUGGGGUGAGUCUGUGAACAAAUCCUGUGCCUGCUUUGCCAAAACCACCUAUGACACUCCUCAUAAAAGAAAAACUAUCACAUAUAUAUGCUAUCUAUCCAUCACAAACAGAUCAGAUCUUGCAAGAACUUCUGUACAUCCUUCUUGACAUGAGUUUAAUGGAGUGGACAAUACAAGCAAAAUCUCACCGUGCAUGUUUUGAGCUAACUGAGUCAGUGAUCCACUUAACAGUUUCUACUUGUUCUUCCUUUCUAUAUCUAUUUACACUAAAUCUUUAGUUACAUAAAGGCUGGAUAUUAAAAUGGGUUAAUGUGUGUAUAUAUGACCAAAACGUGUAAAUUAGCCCAACAUGGUGUGUGAAAGUAGACACGUUAUCUGUAACAAGCCUUAGACGAAGGAAGAAAAAUUCUGAUUAAAGAAAUAUGCACAGCAA